Messenger RNA from Wasmannia auropunctata (little fire ant), 1753 nucleotides. Its product is annotated as cilia- and flagella-associated protein 58-like. The transcript has 6 exons. Gene Ontology annotation, cellular component: cytoplasm; motile cilium. Gene Ontology annotation, molecular function: protein binding. Gene Ontology annotation, biological process: cilium organization. Lineage: Eukaryota; Metazoa; Arthropoda; Insecta; Hymenoptera; Formicidae. Bases 219 to 1607 code for a protein of 462 amino acids. The record is from RefSeq and is a predicted model, not a curated record.
AUAUCUACUGAUUUUUCUUUGUUUCCAAAUUGCCUACACUUUCAAACCUUCACGAAUUUGACACGGCGAAAAUUCAGCAACAUGACUUGGGCAGAGAUUAAACCAAAGAUUUCAGUGCCAAUAUUUUGUGCACUCACGCUCUGUAUAUUUCUGGCAGAUAUUCUACUUGACGAGAAAAACUAAGAAACAGAAAGUAACAAUAAUAAACACACCCCGAUAUGACGGCAAGUGAACUGGAAAUAACUCGAAACCAGCAAGCAUUUCCAAAGGAAAUCGCGCUGAAUAGAUUAUCGUCGAUAACUCUUCAGCAAGCUCGUAGAAACGUCAUCCACGUCGAUGACUCGUCAACGAGCGAACGUAUCAUCGAGAAAACGCUCAAAGAGUCUACUGACCAGUUUAUUCAAAAUUUAGAAAAAAUCUCUAAGAUGGAUAUUAAAGAUAAAACAUCAGUACAUUUCACCGAGCCUGGAACCCAGCCUUUACAACCUCCGGAAUCGCCUGUGGACACACCGUCGUCGAAAGUAUCGGAAGAUGACAUGGGAAGUGCGAAAAUGGAAGAAUGGAAGUUCACGCCGCAGGAAGCGGCCGCUGUAUCCUCCAUGCUCGAGGAGUGUUUGGCUAAACUCACCACAAUCGGCUUCAUGAUACCGGCCCACGUCGAUCCACGCUGGGACGACACGAUCAAGACAAUCGACGAGACGUACGGAGUGCCUGAUGAACCUGGAAUGAUCUUCAGAGAAGACAUGGACCUGUUACCACUCGUAUCCACGAAGACUGAAAAAAUGCAGAGGGACAGAAACUACGUGUGCGAGGUCCUCAAAAAAGUCCUUCACGAAGUAAAAAACUAUGGAAGAUUCGACAGUCUGAAAGAAGAGGUUGAUAAGAUCGUAAGAAAACGGGAAGGCGAACGUGUACUCGAAGAGAAGGCCCAGACGUGGCUCAGCCAGGCUGAGCGAUUCCGAGAACUGUUGGAAUCCGACAAAAAGGCGAACGAGGAAGACACGAAGAGGACGACAAAACUCGCGCAGGAAAGCGACGCGCAAGUCGAUCACGCGUUAUUAUUGAGCAGCGGAAAAUUGGGCUACGCGGAAAGAUGGGCGAAAGCCAGAUUGGAGCAGCAGGAGGUCAAACUGCAACUACAAAAGAAAGAUAUAUUGAACAAGCUGAGCGAAUAUUCGAAGGAAUACAAUGCGGAGCAGAUCAUCUCGGCUGAGAUGAAUGCUCACUUAGAAGCGGACAUCAAGGAGAAAGAAGAGCAGAUAGACAUGUGGACGAAGAAAUAUAAUGAGGAUCUUGUGGAACGACAGCAGGAAAUCGAUGAGUUGAAGAGAUUAAUAGAAGAACAAAAAUUAGAAAUGGAAAAAAUGCACGCUUCAAUGGACGAACGACAGAAAUUUAUCGAAGAAUGUAUCGCCGAGGAGGAAAGAUUGAAGGAAGAAGAGAAGUUAAAUAAAGCCGCAACCGUUAUCCAAUCGACAUGGAGAGGUCACAUGGUGAGGCAGCAAUUAGGACAGUACAAAGAUCUGUGGAAACGGCUGAAAAAGCGGAAUAAAUUAAGAAAAAAAAAAGGCCCGACGAAAAAAAAAAAAAGACUAAGAAGAAAAUAAUCUUAAAGUAAACCAGAGGGCUUCAGUGCCUGGACAAACGACAGAGAGUUCGAUAUUUUAUUACUGAAAAAGAGUUGCUUUCUUUACAACACUAAUAAUGCCUUCGAAGUAUCUGUAUAAAUUAUUCAAAUAUAUAUUUAAACAAA